Armigeres subalbatus is the source of this 2025-nucleotide messenger RNA. RefSeq names its product fork head domain-containing protein FD5-like. NCBI's taxonomy places the organism in Eukaryota, Metazoa, Arthropoda, Insecta, Diptera, Culicidae. Gene Ontology annotation, molecular function: RNA polymerase II cis-regulatory region sequence-specific DNA binding; DNA-binding transcription factor activity, RNA polymerase II-specific. Gene Ontology annotation, biological process: anatomical structure morphogenesis; regulation of transcription by RNA polymerase II; cell differentiation. The transcript has a single exon. The coding region runs from base 419 to 1477 and encodes 352 amino acids. The record is from RefSeq and is a predicted model, not a curated record.
UACAUUUCAACACCUUCGGUUGUUGAUUUGAUAAAACAGUCUAUAACAAACAAGCAAGAGAACGGAACGUGUGCGUUACCAGGGAGCUGGAUUUCGCGAGUAGUCUCGUGUUGAACUCGCGACGUCCCGUGUUGUGUUCCUCUUCUCAUUGAGCAGUAUGAAUCGGUCGCCGUGAUUCCAACAGUUUUCGAUAUGGACACUUUUUUCGUAUAUGGAAAUAACACUAGUGAACUUGUGAGAAUCGGAGGUUAUAUUUGAACACGAAUUGCACUAUCGCAAUCGAUUACAAUAGAACAUGAUGUGUUUACGAACAAUGUAAACCUUCGGAUGAUCCGUCGGUCAACAAAUAGUUCCUAAUCGUUCCAAGAAACAAUCCCAAAUUUUGCGUGCAGUUGUGCUCAGAAAAAAUCCUAGCAAUAUGCCACGACCAUCCCGCGAAUCAUACGGUGACCAAAAGCCACCUUACUCAUACAUCUCGCUGACAGCAAUGGCUAUCUGGAGCUCGCCGGAAAAGAUGCUCCCAUUAAGUGACAUCUACAAAUUCAUUACAGACCGGUUCCCAUACUACCGGAAAAAUACCCAACGCUGGCAAAACUCACUACGCCACAACCUUAGCUUUAACGACUGCUUCAUCAAGGUGCCAAGAAGACCAGAUCGACCUGGCAAGGGGGCAUACUGGGCUCUCCAUCCGCAAGCCUUCGACAUGUUCGAGAAUGGAAGUCUUCUCCGACGGCGAAAACGCUUCAAGUUGCACAAAACCGACAAGGACAUUCUGAACGAAGAACUGGCUGCUCUGGCCAACAUCAACCGGAUAUUCCUGGCGCAAAACUCCGGUGCCGACGCAUACUGUCCCACGAUGGUUGACCCCAUCCACCAGCCCAUGCUUCACUCACCAAUAGAGCCCCACUCUCCUGUGUCCAUUCCAGCUCCAAUUUCCCCUAUUUCUAUCACUGAAACCUCCACACCGCUACGGCCUAAACGAGCCUUUACCAUCGAAAGCCUAAUGACUCCAGACGGCCGGUCUACUCCCAUUACUCAAAGCCCGAAGAAAUCCUCCAAAGCCCAUCACGACAAACUAAAUCUUCUGGACGACAAUCCUCGAAUACCGGGUCUCCUCCAAACGCCAACCCUCCCACCUGCCAGCACUCUGCCCGGAGCGAAUAUUCCUCCUUUCUUCCCGUAUCCGCAUCCCGCCUUGGGCGGCUAUGACUUUCCGAUUCACCCGAUACUAAUGAUGGCACCCCUCGGUGCAAUCCCACCGCACUACUUCCACCACGCGUCCUAUCACAGUCUAACGCUACCCCCGCAAGGAGCCGGCGGUGGAGCAGGAGGAGGCCGAGGUAUCGGUGCAGGCGGUGGCGGCGGCGGCGGCCCUACGCGAACAGGUGCAAUAGACACCGGAACCGGUUCCAGCGUUGUUGUCGAUGCCGGUCCUACCGACCUCAGCCGGCUCGGACACGCACUGCGAACGGUGUGAAAGAUGUGUGACAAAUCACCGUGCAUGGAAACCCCAUUUGCGAUAGAAGGCUGUUUGUUAUUUACUAUAGUUGUCGGAGUUUUUAAUUGGGUACGUGUCGUGUUAGAGUCAAACAAUUGAAUUGAAUCCUUGAAAAACCAGAAAGCACGAGCAUGCAAUGUUCCUUCGAUUUUUACGAAAGAAAGCAACUGUAAAUCUGUAUAGUUAUGUGGUGAUACCGAAUAAGUCAUAGCCUAAAAUAAUACGUAAAUAGUUCAAGGUGCGUGUGCUUGAACAAGCAUUUGUACAGAAAGUAAUAAGUGAAUGUUUAUUUAUAUGGAACGUAUAGAACUUCUUGAGGAGUAAAUCGUCAAAUCUUUCGUCAAUCAGUUCUCAACCGGCAAUCGACAUCAUGUAAGUGUAAGUUAUUAUGUCAUUUUGAGAGAUGCAUAACUAAAUGUGGUAUUCGUGUAAGAUUGUAUACAAACAAGUAUUUAAUGCCAAUAGAACAAUUCAACAUUUAACUGAAAAUCCGAUACAAAAAUAUAAAUGUUUUGAUAAAAUUUCAA